Molecule: messenger RNA, 2511 nt
Organism: Plasmodium coatneyi
Lineage: Eukaryota; Apicomplexa; Aconoidasida; Haemosporida; Plasmodiidae
Exons: 1
Coding region: 1-2511 (836 amino acids)
Source: RefSeq, a predicted model, not a curated record
AUGAAAAAUGCCCUAUGCCUGUUCUACCUGUGGAAUUUCCCCCUCGAUGGAGGAGACAGGAGACAGACGCUUUACCGCGCCAAGGUAAGGAAGGUUACCAGGGGGCAGGAAAACAAACUUCAUCACACGGGGGAUAACUACAGCUACCUAGACGAAGGAAGGAAUUCAGAAUACGAGGAGAUUCUUAAUGAGAUCAUUUAUGAGUACGAGGAGGAGGAAAAGAAAAAAAAGGCAAACAUAGCAAAUGGGAAGGUAGGCAGUCAAGGAGGCAGUGAAGUAGGGCCAGGGGACGGACAACCAGGUGGCCACGAUGUCGGAAGCAAUUAUCAGUUAAGUCAUAGUACACACCAGAAAGGGGAAGACGCAUGUAGGAGCCCCUCCGAGGGAGAGAACCCGCAAAAAAGCAGCACACACGAAUCAACCCCCCAGGAUGAAAUUAAGCGAAUAGAAAAAUUAAAAAAAAAUAAUUUCCUAAACUUGUGCAACAUAAACUGUGACGUGCUGAGCCUACUGUUGAGGAAGGAACUAAAAGGGGAGGAAAGAGAUGAAGAUGAGCACUACAACAAAGUUAGCUUGCUCCUGGAGAUGGAGACAGAAAAGAACGGGGACGAGACGGACGACGGGUACACUGACGAUGAUCACACGGACGAUCGCUACGUUGACGACGGCCACAGUGACAACCGCAUGGAUGACCUCUACAUUGACGACAGCCUUGGUAGGUACCUGCUCAAGCUGGACGAAAACUUUAUCAAUUCCAUCUCAGAAAAGGAAUUCCACGUUCUGCGCAACAAAAUGUACAAGCAUAUUAUAUACUUAAAAUAUCGGUACCUGAAAAACUACAAGACAGCAAUUCAAGCCUUAAAGCAGAAAAAGGAAACGCGGACGGAACACAUUAACAAACACGUUUCGGUGGUCUACGAGGAGGGGGAGGAUGACCAGGCUAGCAGUUACCCCAACGAUGGCGCGUGUAACGAUCCGAACGAUGAAUCAACCCGUAAAAGUGCGCAGAUAAACCCUACCACGGAGGCUAAUAACCCACCUAAAGACAACACCGCCAGGGUUAGCUUCCUGCAGCCCAGCAACGACGACCCGCAAAACCUCGAACAGAUAGACACGGAACUGUCUGUAGAAAACAUCAAAGAAAUAAUUGACGACAAUCAAAGACUCUCCAAACUGCAGAGAAAUUUUAACGACUUAAAAAACUUUAACGUCUUUCACCUCCUCGAUAGGAAUUGUUUCCUAAACAGUUUACGAGUUAACAACUUCAGUUUUUACAACUACGACUGUCCUUUGCUGUUUAAAGCGAUGAGAUCCUUCGUCCGACGAAUUCGGCAGGGGCGCUUAGACAUACCUACCCACGAUGAACGCAACAACAGCCCUGGGGAGGUUCACCAUGAACACGCGCAAACCUUCGCCGACGACCGCUGCGCCUAUGUGUGCGUCCCCAAACUGAGCGAUCGAGGCUUCCUCAAGUACCAAGAAAAAUCCAUCGUCAUCAACGUGUCCGCCAAGGGGAACCAGGAUAAAGAACAUCUCCCCCCCGUCAAGGAGCUAAACAUCGACACAGACAAAGGUAUCCUCAUCCUGAGCGCGAACGACAAGCACCUCAACGUUCAUGUGAGAAAUAUUUGCGAUAAAAUAUCCUACCUAACACAGAGCCUUUCCAUAUGGCCACAACUGAACUAUGGCAGUGAAGAAGCGUCCCCCCAAAAUGUCCAUAUUAUAAAAAGGAUACUCAUGUUAAUGCUGUUCUACUUUAACAUAAAGAACCUGUUCGUGAUCUGCUUGGAUAACACAAGCGCAAAGUUCUUUUACCAUUUUCUAAACAAAGAGGAGGACAAUUUAUUUAAAAAUCUACACACACAAAAAAGCAAUAAACAGGAAGAAUACCUAUAUGUCAACUUAAAUGAUAUAAAAUUUUCACACGUUUUUAACAGAAAAUUUGUGCCCUUAUAUGAUAUGAAAAAGUUUUUUAAAAAUUAUGUGUUUCUCAUGAAAAAGGAAGAAAAGUUUUACGACAUUUCCUCUUUUAAAAGGUCCUCCCUCUUCAUAUUCUUGGAUGAACAUACAGAUAAACACAAUCACGUAAUUUCCUCAAAUGUACAGCAUUUUUUUUACUACAAAAAGUUCGAUUACCCAUUUAUUUACAGUGUUGACAAUAAGUAUACCCUAAAUACAUUGCGUAGUUUUAACGAAAUCCUGCUCUACCUUACCAGCUGGAUAGACAUUUUCCACACGGGGGAAAAUGAUACCAGUAGUGUUGGGGAGGAUGAUCAAGAUGCGCAAGGAGACGACGACGAUGGGGUACCAAGUCCGGAUUUAGAAGAGAUGGAUAAAGAUGUAGAGAAGGAUGAAGAAGAGGAGGAAUUUAUGCAAAGUCAACAACAGCAGGAUGAAGAAAAUGAAGAGGAAGAUGCUUACCGAAAGGAUGAAAGAGAGUGCGAUGGGGCCUACGGGUCGGGGUCAGAUUGGUAUGACAAUGAGAGGCCCGAUGAAAAUGUGGGAGAAUAA